This is a messenger RNA of Gadus morhua (Atlantic cod), 3660 nucleotides long. RefSeq names its product zinc finger, AN1-type domain 4 (gene zfand4). Lineage: Eukaryota; Metazoa; Chordata; Actinopteri; Gadiformes; Gadidae. The coding region runs from base 424 to 2574 and encodes 716 amino acids. The record is from RefSeq and is a predicted model, not a curated record. Gene Ontology annotation, molecular function: protein binding; zinc ion binding. The transcript has 11 exons.
AUGACGUUGCACUGUGUCUUUGUUGUCAAUCGAAAGAUGUCGCCAAGGUUUUCUUCAGCGUCCUAGCACGACAGGUGCGAUGGCACUGUCCAGAACACCGCGAUGAUUCCUUCUCCAACAAUAUUCAUUCGCCGUUUUUCUGUGCGAAUCCCAAAUAAAUGGCGGAGUGGUUUAUGCAUCACCUAACCCCAUAAUCUGAACAGGGGAUCCGGAGCAGGGACCUCGCUAACAAGUCAGGCUAGCUAGCCAUCGAAAAAAGCUGUGGUCAUCCUACAUGAUGCGUGACCACAUCCAGGCCAGCCAGCACCACCUGUUCCUGUCUCCGUCCUUUUGGGCCAGCCUGCCAGCUCACCCUUCUCCCUAAAGACCCCUUUUCCCCUCUUCCCCAGCGCCCUCCCCCUCCCCCACCCAGCUCCAGACAAGAUGGCAGACAGAAAGGAGCCGCCGUUCUACGAUGACCACAGCCCGGGACCGUUCCAGUACAAGCUCCCCAUCUACGAGACCAUGGAGCUCUUCAUAGAGACGCUGACGGGCACCUGCUUCGAGCUGCGAGUGUCCCCGUUCGAGGCAGUCCUCUCGGUCAAGUCUAAAAUCCAGAGGCUGGAAGGCAUCCCUGUUGCCCAGCAACACCUUAUCUGGAACAAUCUGGAGCUGGAUGACGACUACUGUCUGCACGACUAUGGCAUUGCAGAGGGCUGCACACUGAAGCUGGUCUUGGCGAUGAGGGGUGGACCCAUUAACACCCGCAGAGUGACUAUGGAGGACCCCAUGAAGGAGGUGGCUGAGCUGAUGGAGGGCAGCCGGGAGGAGGGCUGGGGGCCGCGGGGCGGCACGGGCCCAAGACAGGUCACCUUCCUGGUGUACCGCGAGGGCGACCAGCUCAACUUCUUCCGCGUGGUGGACCGGGGCGACGGCACCCUCACACCCCUCUCAGAGUCCAUGAGCGCCAGCAGCUCGGUGUGUCACGUGUACGGCGAUGACGAGGCGGACGGGGAGUGCGGCGCCGUGGCCCAGCAGAGCCUGGAGAACUCCAUCACCAUGAGCAAGAUGAAGCUGCUCAAGGCCAAGAUGGAGGACAUGAACCUCAGCAAGAAGAAGUCUGCCAAGCUGAAGCCACACCCCCCCGCCGGCCCCCUGCCGGGCCCCUGUCCCCAGGGGCCGCCCAGCGCCCGCCACCACCACCGCCUCUUCCGCGCGCUCCCCCAACUCAACCACCCGUGGCACGCGCACACCCACCUACCUCCGCUCCGGGACCGGGAGACCGCCGGGCCGUCCGCGCCCGCGGCGCAGCACUCCUCCUCCUCCUCCUCCUCCUCCUCGCUGCACCUGUCCCAGCUGGCCCGGCGGGCCCCGCCCCCGUUCUCCUCCUCCUGCUACAUGCUGCAGGAGGAGGAGCCGUGGGAGACGGGCGCCCCGCCGGCCAGGAUCCGCCCGCCGCCCAAGGUGUCCCGGCUGGACGUGGGCGGCAGCAGGCUGACCCGGGACUGCGUGUACCCGCAGCUGCCCCCGCUCUCCGCCCGGACGCCGCGGCCUCCCGAGGCCGGCCCGGAGGCGGGCUGGCCCGGCGCGGAGGGCCCGACGGAGCGCCACGUGUCGGACAUGUCCAGCCAGGCCCGGGGGGGAGGAGGAGGGGGACGGCCCUCCCUGGAGCUUCCCCCCAGCCCCUCCCUGCUCAGCACCUGGGCAUUAGGGCCCGGCGACAGGAGGACGCCACUCGGCAGCUCCGUGCACGUCGCCCCGUCCCCACCGCUGCCUUCGGCCGCGUCGAAGGCCGUCCCCCCGGUCAGGGCGCUGCCUCAGCCCUUUGAGUUCACCGGCUCCCCCUCCCCCUCCCCCACCCCCCCCCUCCUCCUCCUCCUCCUCCCCCCGCCCCCCCAGCCGUCCUCCUCCUCCUCCGGCGGCCCCCCUCCCCGCCCGCUGCGCUUCCGGGGCAUCAAGGUUGACACGCCGGGCAAGAGGCCCGAGAUCCUCUCCAAGGAGGCGGCCCGGGGCAUCACCAAGCUGGCCAACCACGCCUGCAAGGAGCCCCUGGGGACGCUGAGCAACUCCCAGCUCCUGGCUUCUCUGGCGGCCUCCAGGGCCUCCGGGGCCCGCGCCGAGGCGGCGGGUCAGGGCCCGGUGGACAGGCGUCCGUCGGGGCUUCCUCCCAACUCCAGACAGGUGGGCCCGGGGUCCAAGCCCCCUGCCCCCGCGGCCAGCGCACAGCUCUUUCAGGAUGACCUUCUGAGACAGAUCUCCCCCAUGCACAGAGCCGUGGCGCACAUGGCAUCCAACGGUGUGGGCUCGGCAGGCGGGGCUUCCACGACCAUCCGGCGACUCGGCACUCCAACAUACCACCUACCUCCAGUCAAGGCCCCCGUAGGCAGCAAGAAAAGGAUCUCCAAGCACUGCCUCCGCUGUGGCAAGAAGACUGGCCUGGCGAGCAGCUACGAGUGCAGGUGCGGCAACAACUUCUGCGCGACGCAUCGCUACGCCGAGGCCCACGACUGCACCUACGACUACAAGGGAGCGGGGCGCCGCUUCCUCCAGGACACCCACCCCCUCGUCAGCGCGCCCAAGCUGCCCAAGAUCUAGCUGAAGAGACGGGGGGGGGGGGGGGGGCGACGCCGCGUUCCACCGCCCGCAACGAACCCAUAGGUGACGACGCGAACGCAACGGAAGGAGAAUGAGUUUAAUCGGAAGAUAAUUUAAAGAUUGAGAGGACAAAAUGAACUUGAUCACCGCCUUGUGCUUACAUCACCUAAGUUUGCUUUAAAGGUCAAUGAGAAAACAAGUGGUCUUUUUGAUCAGCCAAGUAUGAAAACUACAAAUAAUAUUCUUAAGGGCACAGAACUAGUAGAUAUCACUUGUGAAUGAUGUGAAAGGAAACGUAUUUACUUUCUCCCCUUCCUGAACUUCAUCAGUAGCAAAAAAAACACCUUAACAAAAACAGAUGUGUGCAUGUACAUAUAGUUUGUUUUGGAAAAUAAUAUGUCUAUUGCACGUUCAAUCUGUGUGUGUGUGUGUGUGUGUGUGUGUGUGUGUGUGUGUGUGUGUUUUAUAUACAUCUAUAUAUAUUUAUACAUAUAUGUAGAUGUGUAUAUCCUUUUCUGGUAUUGUUUGUUCGGACUGUUUCAAUUUUUCUGACUAGGACUGUGGAUUACUUUUCAUGCAGUCUUUGAGAGAUGCACUUUAGAAUUAUAUUUAUACAAACCAUUUAUCCUUAUUGUGGGGAAGGCUCCUACAUUUACGUGUUUGUCUCUGUUAUGAAGUGUUAAUAUUAUAUUUCAUCAAGAAUUUUAUAAUCCAAUCUACCUUUCCCCCUCUUUAUUAUAUCGGCACAUAAAAGCGUACACACAUACUUGCUUUUCCGGCUUUCACUUCAACACAGCGUACUUAUUUAUCAAGAAGAUACGUUUUUAAAUGGCAAUUAUGCAAUCUAUGUAGUUGUGAAUGUCAGCUGUAAUGUGUUUUUAUCUAAAAAGGAAGACGAUUCUUGGAUGAGAGGAUGAGAUUUAGGUAUUUAUUAUGUAUCUUCAGAAAGGUGGUUGCCAUAAUAUCUUUUGUAAUUUGUUUGUUUUAUUAAUAUUAUUGUGCAGCUUUUGUUGCAAAAUCGAAGUGCUGUUCUAUUUACAGUAAGUACAGAAGUUUGAUCUAAUAAAUUAAGUUUGUUUCCAUGGA